Nerophis lumbriciformis (worm pipefish) is the source of this 1056-nucleotide messenger RNA. The record is from RefSeq and is a predicted model, not a curated record. Lineage: Eukaryota; Metazoa; Chordata; Actinopteri; Syngnathiformes; Syngnathidae.
AUGUCGGUCGCGGGCUUGAAGAAACAGUUCCACAAAGCCACGCAGAAAGUCAGCGAGAAAGUGGGCGGCGCCGAAGGGACCAAGCUGGACGAUGACUUCAAAGAAAUGGAGAAGAAAGUCGACGUGACGGGUCGAGCGGUUCUGGACAUUAUGACCAAAACUACUGAGUACCUGCAGCCCAAUCCGGCCUCCAGAGCUAAGCUCAGCAUGAUCAACACUAUGUCCAAAAUUCGCGGCCAGGAGAAGGGACCGGGAUACCCGCAGGCCGAGUCGGUCCUUGGGGAUGCCAUGUUGAAGUUCGGACGGGAACUCGGGGAUGACUCCUGCUUCGGCCUAGCAUUGAUAGACGCGGGCGAGGCAAUGAAGGAGCUGGGCGAGGUAAAGGACGCUCUGGACAUGGAGGUGAAACAGAACUUUAUUGAUCCUCUUCAGAACCUCCACGACAAAGACCUAAAGGAGAUCCAGCACCACCUGAAAAAGAUGGAAGGUCGACGUCUGGACUUUGACUACAAGAAGAAGCGUCAGGGAAAGGUGCAGGACGACGAGAUCAAACAAGCGCUGGAGAAGUUCGACGAGAGCAAGGAGAUCGCCGAGCAGAGCAUGUUCAAUCUUCUGGAGAGCGACAUAGAACAGGUGAGUCAGCUGGCGGCGCUGGUCCAGGCCCAGCUAGAGUACCACAGUCGCACCGCUCAGAUCCUCCAGCAGCUCUCCAGCAAGAUGGACGACAGGAUAAAGGAAGUGUCCAGCAAGCCCAGGAAGGAGUAUGUUCCAAAACCACGUAUGACCUUGGAGCUGCUCCCACCUAGUGAGAGCCACAACGGUGGCCUCCACUCUGCAAAAUCCCCCGGAAGAUCACCAGCGCCACUGGACCAGCCGUGCUGCCGGGCGCUUUACGAUUUUGAGCCGGAGAACGAAGGCGAACUGGGCUUCAAGGAGGGCGACGUGAUCACGCUGACCAAUCAGAUUGACGACAACUGGUACGAAGGGAUGAUCCACGGCCACUCGGGCUUUUUCCCCAUCAACUACGUCGACAUCCUGGUGCCACUCCCGCAUUAA